Molecule: messenger RNA, 583 nt
Organism: Vigna umbellata (rice bean)
Lineage: Eukaryota; Viridiplantae; Streptophyta; Magnoliopsida; Fabales; Fabaceae
Source: RefSeq, a predicted model, not a curated record
UACUACCCUUUUUGCCUAUAUAAAUGCUAGCAUGUAGAGUGAGCAAAUCACUAACACUCUAGCAUUUGGAGACACAAUUUCUGCUGCAAUGGCAUUACGGGAGCUUGUACUGCUGGGGAUAUUGCUACUGGUUUGUGUUGCCAAGGUUUCAUCUGAUGUUAACACAGAAAAAGAAGAACUUCGCUUUCCUGAUGACCCUGUAUCUUACAGUGUGAGUGAGAGACGGAACAAGAGGCUAAUGCAAGACAUAGAUUGUGGAGGGAAGUGCAAAACAAGGUGCGGUGCCCAUUCAAGGCCAAAUUUGUGCCACAGAGCAUGUGGCACGUGCUGUGUGAGAUGCAAGUGUGUUCCACCUGGUACUUCUGGUAAUAGGGAGCUCUGUGGGACUUGCUACACUGACAUGACCACCCAUGGCAACAAGACCAAGUGUCCUUAGACCUUAGCUUCACUCCAAUCUCGUUAAUGCAUAGUGUUCUGCUGUAAGUACAAAUAUCAUCGUAGACCUUGUAUUUCAAGACAUCCCAGUCUUACGAUGUCUUCUUGUUUUUACCUUUUCUAAUAAUGUUAUGCUACUUUUCUUUAA